CAAAUCGGCUCUUAGCCUGGGCGAGCCUUUAUUGCUCAAAAGCUCUGCCUUCUUCACGAAGACAUUGCCGCCUCUAUUUCUCAGUCCAAUUUGGAGAAAAUGAUCUUGCUUUAGAGAAAGCUAAAAGGAAGCAAUGAUGCACGGCCCGGCGACAACCGGAGAGCCUUCGAAGAAGAAGAUUAAGGUCUCCUUCAAAGUUAUUAGAUCUCUUACACUUGAUGUUUUAAGCUCUGACACAAUUGGGAGUAUCAAAGACAAGAUCUACAGGAUUGAAGGGACUUCAGUCAACCAACAAGAGCUCUUUUUUGCAGGGAAUCAUCUAGAAGAUACCAAAGCACUAUCUGAUUACAUUGUUUCCACUGAUUCUGAUUCCACCAUAGAUGUUUGGGUUGAAGGAAGAAUGCCAAUUUCCAUUAAAAUCCCAUCAAUGGAGAAAACUUUACCUCUUAAUGUGAAGUUUGUGGAAACAGUUAAGAAACUGAAAGUCAUGAUUCAGGAUGAGGUGGGAAUUCCUUCAGAUCAGCAACUUCUUAUUUUUUGUGGCAAAACACUCAAAGAUGAUGAGUUAUUAAUUGCUUGUGGUAUCAUAAAGGAUUCUACAGUUUAUGUCAUGUUGAAUCCAUUAGCUGAGCUUCUCCUCUAUGUCCACAUGGCUUGUGACAAUGCCUUCAGUCUUGAAGUAAAGGCAGGAUAUACCAUUAGCGAUGUCAAGGUCAUUGUUGAGAGUUUAAGAGGAAUUCCUGCUAGUCAAAUAAAAGUUUUUCACGAUGAAGUAGAGCUUCAGGAUAGCUUCACCUUAUCAUUCUACAAAAUAAAGCACCAAUCUGUUCUGCAUCUACAAGCUCCAAUACAGAUAUUUGUAAAAAUUGUGACUGGAAAGACCAUAACUAUCACAGCUGAAGCUAGCGAUACCAUUGCAAUUAUCAUCACAAAGAUUGCAAGCAAGACGGGUUUUAAAUGCAAGAAUUUGAAGCUCUUCUAUGCUGGAAAGGUACUUCAGGAUCAAAAGACUCUUUCAUUCUAUGGUAUAAAAAGGGAAUCAACAAUCUAUCUACGUUGAAUCAACAAUUUAUCUGCCGGCUCGAACAUUCUAUGAUUGUUGAAACAAGUGGUGCUGUUGGUGGAUGAUUCAGAACUAAUCUCUUUAUAUGAUAGUUGCAUGUUAAAUUGAGUGACAAACUUCUCACUUAUUUUUAUGUGUGGCAAUAUCGUGACUUCAUUUCUAUUGUUCUAAAUUACUGAACUAUUUUGAA
Messenger RNA from Dendrobium catenatum, 1253 nucleotides. Its product is annotated as polyubiquitin. Gene Ontology annotation, biological process: protein ubiquitination; modification-dependent protein catabolic process. Gene Ontology annotation, molecular function: ubiquitin protein ligase binding; protein tag activity. The transcript has 2 exons. Gene Ontology annotation, cellular component: cytoplasm; nucleus. The coding region runs from base 134 to 1060 and encodes 308 amino acids. The record is from RefSeq and is a predicted model, not a curated record. NCBI's taxonomy places the organism in Eukaryota, Viridiplantae, Streptophyta, Magnoliopsida, Asparagales, Orchidaceae.